AUGGCACUCUACCAACGAGCACCUUAUGAGACGGCCAACCGUCAAGACCUGGUCGAAGAUGAGUCAGACCGAGAGGAAGAAGCGCUGGUGGAAGACUACAAAGAGCAGGUGCACUUCGACGACGGGAUGAGCGAGCUGGACCGUACUGCUUCGUUUGGAGGUGCAGCAGCCGGAGGUGGACCACAGGAUAUGCAAGCUCAGCUUGCUGCAGCCGCUACGCCUCUGGAGUAUGGAGCAGCGCUGGAUACGAAGUUCGCGAGCUAUGACAAUUACUGCAAUCUUUUCCACUAUAUCCUCAACUCAGAGGGGCCUGUGGACCUUGAAGUGCCUACAUACUACUGGGCAUGGGACGUAAUCGACGAAUUCAUCUACCAAUUCGAAUCCUUCUGCCGCUACCGCAACCGCAUCGCCCGCACUGAAUCCACCAGCGAAGAAGCCCAACUCCUGCGUGAUAACCCUAAUACCUGGGGCUGCUACUCCGUCCUCAAUGUACUCUACUCUCUCAUCCAGCGCAGCCAAAUCAACGAGCAACUCGAUGCCAUGAAGCGAAACGAAGAUCCCAACCAAGUCGCUGGCGAAUACGGCAAUAGGCCUCUUUACCGAAUGUUGGGCUAUUUCUCGAUCAUAGGAUUACUGCGGGUCCAUUGCUUACUGGGAGAUUUCUCGUUGGCACUGAAGACGCUGGAUGACAUUGAGUUGAAUAAAAAAGCCAUGUUUGCACGAGUGAUGGCGGCGCAUUUCACGACAUAUUACUAUGUGGGGUUCAGCUACAUGAUGAUGCGCCGCUACGCCGAUGCCAUUCGCAUGUUCUCGCAUAUCCUCGUCUACGUCUCGCGGACCAAGAACUUCCAGAAGAACGCGCAGUACGACUCCGUCUCGAAGAAGAACGAUCAGAUGUACGGUCUCAUUGCCAUAUGCGUGGCGUUCAAUCCUACGAAGCUGGAUGAUACGAUCCAUACAGCACUGAGGGAAAAGUAUGGUGACCAGCUUGUCAGAUUGCAGAGAGGUGGACCUGAGGCUUUGCCGCUCUUUGAAGAUUUAUUCCGAAGCGCAUGCCCGAAAUUUAUCUCCCCCACACCCCCCGACUUCGACACCCCAGACCUGAACGUCGAUCCCGUAGACCACCAUUGUAAAAUAUUCAUGGAAGAAGUGAAGAACACAAUGUGGUCACCCACCGUCAAGUCAUACCUGAAGCUCUACACCACGAUGGACCUCAAGAAAUUAGCUGGCUUCCUGGAUGUCGAGCCGGAGAAAUUGAGGAGUUGGCUACUUGUGAAUAAGCAGAGGAGCAGGCAGGUGAGAUGGAGCGAAGGGGCGCUGUUGGACGGAGAAGUAGUGAAUGGCAGUGAUUUGGAUUACGCGAUGCAGGACGAUCUGAUUCAUAUCAGCGAGGCGAAGGUGGGAAGGAGGUUGGUAGAUUGGUAUUUGAGGAAUUUGGCGAGGACGUAUUAG
This is a messenger RNA of Letharia columbiana, 1452 nucleotides long. RefSeq lists its product as uncharacterized. Gene Ontology annotation, molecular function: translation initiation factor activity. Gene Ontology annotation, cellular component: cytoplasm; eukaryotic translation initiation factor 3 complex. NCBI's taxonomy places the organism in Eukaryota, Fungi, Ascomycota, Lecanoromycetes, Lecanorales, Parmeliaceae. Bases 1 to 1452 code for a protein of 483 amino acids. The record is from RefSeq and is a predicted model, not a curated record. The transcript has 2 exons. Gene Ontology annotation, biological process: translational initiation.